Cladophialophora immunda is the source of this 1743-nucleotide messenger RNA. RefSeq lists its product as uncharacterized. Gene Ontology annotation, biological process: retrograde transport, endosome to Golgi; protein retention in Golgi apparatus. The coding region runs from base 1 to 1743 and encodes 580 amino acids. Lineage: Eukaryota; Fungi; Ascomycota; Eurotiomycetes; Chaetothyriales; Herpotrichiellaceae. The record is from RefSeq and is a predicted model, not a curated record. Gene Ontology annotation, cellular component: endosome. The transcript has 5 exons. Gene Ontology annotation, molecular function: phosphatidylinositol binding.
AUGGACGAUUCGCCAUGGGGUGACGUUCCAUCCCAAUCGCAGUCAGAUAACCCGCAGGAUUUGGCCAGCUCUGCCAAACCCAAUGACGCCCCCUCCUCCACGAAGCAGACAUCCUCCGGCCCGCGGCCUCCAUCGUCUCGAAAAAUCCCGGCCCGCAAGAUCGAGGUUCAACCGACCAAGCUCGAGGCCGUGGACGAUUCCCUCGACCCUCUCGGUCCCCUGGGCGCAGAUCCAGCUCCAGUGGCGUCUACCAUAUCUGCAGAACAAGCGCCGACCCCGCCGAGGAAAGAACUCGCGGCACGAGUGAACCGACAGCCUUCUGCGACGUCGCCUGGGUUCGCCGGGUCGGAAUAUGAAGAUACCACUCUCCCACUCGGACGACCCAAGGGUCCCCCGCCGGUUCAGCCGCAGAGCAGCGCUCCUGCCAUCCGACAAACCCCGUCCAGUGUGAGCGUGGAACAGGCCGCCAAACCGAGCUUUGAGAUCCAAGUGGGCGAUCCCCACAAGGUCGGGGAUUUGACCAGCAGCCACAUUGUAUACCAAGUCCGCACAAAGACGACCUCGAAAGCAUACAAACAACCCGAGUUUGCCGUGUCCCGCCGGUAUCGGGAUUUCCUCUGGCUCUACAACGCAAUGCACAACAACAACCCCGGCGUGGUCGUCCCGCCGCCUCCCGAGAAGCAAGCCGUGGGUAGGUUUGAUAGCGAAUUUGUCGAGUCGAGGCGCCAGGCGUUGGAGCGAAUGCUCAACAAGAUCGCCGCGCAUCCGAUCCUCCACCACGAUGCCGACCUCAAGAUCUUCCUCGAAAGCGACGCUUUCAACAUUGACGUCAAGAACAAGGAGAACCGGGAACCGGACCUGGGCCAGAACAAGGGUAUGCUGAGUGCCAUUGGGAUCAACGUCGGUUCGUCGAGCGGCAAAUUCGUCGAGCACGACGAUUGGUUCCACGACCGCAGAGUCUACCUGGACGCCCUGGAAAACCAAUUGAAGGCGUUGAUGAAGGCCGUCGACGCCGUCGUGGACCAGAGAAAGGGUCUUGCUGCCGCGGCAGGCGAGUUCGCCGCGUCGGUCAACAGCCUCGCUCAGGUCGACCUCUCGCCCGCCUUCUCCGGUCCGUUGCAAGGGCUGUCGGAUGUGCAGAUGAGGAUCCGGGAGCUCUACGAAAGACAGGCACAACAAGAUGUUUUGACUCUCGGGAUUACCGUGGACGAGUAUAUCAGACUUAUCGGCAGUGUCAAGCAGGCUUUCACUCAGCGGCAGAAGGCAUUCCAUUCGUGGCACGCCGCAGAGAGCGAACUGGCCAAACGGCGGAGCGCCCACGAGAAGCUUCUCCGGCAGGGCAAAAGCCAACAGGACAAGCUGAACGAAGUCGGCGCCGGCGUUAGCGACGCAGAGAAGAAGGCACACCAAGCCCGAUUAUUGUUUGAAGAUAUGGGUCGGUUGAUGAGGGGAGAACUGGAAAGAUUUGAGCGGGAGAAGGUGGAAGAUUUCAAGAGUGGCGUGGAGACGUUUUUGGAGGGUGCUGUCGAGGCUCAGAAAGAGCUGAUUGAACUGUGGGAAACGUUCUUAUUACAAAUGGACGCCGAAGACGAGGCUCCUCUCAAGGGUCAGCCGGCUUCAGGCGAGCCGGUAACAGAAAGCCCUGGCCCAACCGGGCAGGCUGGUGAGGGCGAGGCUGGUGAAGCUCACGAGACUGCCGCCCCGGCCACGGCGACAGACGUCGCUCUCGAGCAGGAUGCCUAG